Messenger RNA from Priceomyces carsonii, 1149 nucleotides. RefSeq names its product methionine adenosyltransferase (gene SAM2). Gene Ontology annotation, molecular function: ATP binding; methionine adenosyltransferase activity. The transcript has a single exon. Bases 1 to 1149 code for a protein of 382 amino acids. Gene Ontology annotation, biological process: S-adenosylmethionine biosynthetic process. Gene Ontology annotation, cellular component: cytosol. The record is from RefSeq and is a predicted model, not a curated record. NCBI's taxonomy places the organism in Eukaryota, Fungi, Ascomycota, Pichiomycetes, Serinales, Debaryomycetaceae.
AUGGGUGAAAAAUUUUUAUUUACUUCAGAAUCUGUCGGUGAAGGUCACCCAGACAAGAUCUGUGAUCAAGUAUCUGAUGCUAUCUUGGAUGCAUGUUUGAAAGAAGAUCCAUUGUCAAAGGUUGCCUGUGAAACAGCUGCUAAAACUGGUAUGAUUAUGGUUUUCGGUGAAAUCACUACAAAAGCUAACUUGGAUUACCAAAAAAUUAUCAGAGACACCAUCAAGCACAUUGGUUACGAUGACUCUGAAAAAGGUUUCGAUUACAAGACAUGUAACGUUUUAGUAGCUAUCGAACAGCAGUCUCCUGAUAUCGCUCAAGGUUUACACUACGAGAAGGCCUUAGAAGAAUUAGGUGCUGGUGACCAAGGUAUCAUGUUUGGCUACGCCACUGAUGAAACCGAGGAGUUGUUACCUUUGACCGUUAUUUUAUCUCACAAGUUGAAUGCUGAAUUAGCUAAUGCAAGAAGAAACGGAACAUUGGGCUGGUUAAGACCAGACACUAAAACCCAAGUUACCGUUGAGUACGAGAAGGACGGUGGAGCUGUCAAGCCAUUGAGAGUUGACACAGUUGUUAUCUCAACUCAACAUGCUGACGUGAUUUCUACCGAAGACUUGAGAAAUGAAAUUAAGGAGCACGUUGUUAAAAAGGUUAUUCCAGCUCACUUGUUAGAUGAAAAGACUGUUUACCACAUCCAGCCAUCUGGAAAGUUUGUCAUUGGUGGUCCUCAAGGUGAUGCCGGUUUAACUGGUAGAAAGAUCAUUGUCGACACUUAUGGAGGCUGGGGUGCACACGGAGGUGGUGCUUUCUCUGGUAAAGAUUUUUCAAAAGUUGACAGAUCUGCUGCUUAUGCUGCAAGAUGGGUUGCCAAAUCUUUAGUCAAUGCUGGCUUAGCUAGAAGAGCUUUGGUUCAAUUCUCUUACGCUAUCGGUGUUGCUGAACCUUUGUCAAUCUUUGUGGAGACUUACGGUACUUCUAAAUAUAACUCUGAGGAAUUAGUUGAAAUCAUCAGAAAGAAUUUUGACUUGAGACCUGGUGUUAUCGUGAAGGAAUUGAAUUUAGCAAGACCAAUUUAUUUCCAGACUGCUUCUUAUGGUCAUUUCACUAAUCAAGAAUAUCCAUGGGAACAGCCAAAGAAAUUGAAUUUUUAA